CCCAAAACGGUGUGAAAUUCAUAAUAGUCUAAUCUCCGCUCCGCUCCAAAAACCGACUACCCCGAUACUGCUUUGGACAAACUAACGCAUCAGCUCGACCUUUUGUCCAAAAAAGUCGAUGAUAUGGCUUCGAAGCAGUACCCACCAAUGGCAGCUUCUUUGUUUCCACCACUGAAAGGGACUCCACAAGCGUAUCCGUCACCAAAUAUCAAGCGUCGCCGUGGUAGUCUCUUCAACAAUGACGGGGACUAAGUCUAUCGAUCUUAGUGAUCUUUCAGUCCCGUUUGUUGUUCCUCCACCUCCGGCACCUAAGUUCUGGCUGUAUCUAGCUGGACUUCAACCGCAAAUAACCGAUGAAGAUGUCAACAAAAUAGUUUCUCGUUGCUUGGAUAUAACCUCAUCAGUGGAAGUGAAACGAUUGCUCCCGAAAGGUGUAGAUGGCUCCACUAGAAGAUUUGUUUCUUUUAAAAUCGGAUUGGAUCCUUCGCUCAAAGAUGCCGCGCUGAACACAACGACCUGGCCCACGGGGAUGCAGUUCCGUGAAUUUGUGGAUCAGCCAAAAAACUUCCACCGCCGGCCUCAGACUCCUGCCCCAUCGGUUCAACUCUUCCAGCCUACUGUCGAAGCUACCACACCGAUAGUUUUUGGCACGGGUCGGUCCACAACCGUACCGGUGUCCUUGAGGUAGAUCCUCUUAGAGGUUUGAAGGUUGAUGGGAAUCACAUGGUUCUCAUUCCAACUGACAACGACGACGAGACCCUAGCUCUCUGCUGUUUAUCUCUUGACCGUUUUCCUGCUGUGGGAGGAUCAGCCAACGCUUCUGGGUGUUCUCCACUGGGACGCAACGAACUUGGCACUUGGGAGGCCUCAAAGCCCCUCGACUCAGUCGCGCUGUUUCCAGCCAGCGUCUUCAGCCGUCCCAGCCCUGAGUUCGAAUGCGGGGAUGAGGUCCUCCAGCCUACUCAUCCAGCCCACCAACACAUCUCGUCUACAAGUGCCUCAAUUGCUUUUCGGGGUUCGACACCAUGACGCACAGUUUUGAGCCUUUGGGAGACCCCUGAGCCCUUCGACUCAGUAGCGCUGCUUCCUGCCUGCGUCAUCAGUCGUCCUGGCCCUGAGUUCGGCCCUGAGGAGGCGAUGGGGUUCUCCAGAUCACACCUACAGGCAAGUACCCUGUUACGACAAGAACAUCUUCUUUGCGUAGUCAGUUUCCGCUUUCCGACAGAUGCACCCAGCCAUACACUCCUGACCUCGGAAAUCCGGCAUUCUCUACUGGGCCUCCAGCACCGGGACGCAACGAACUAGGCACCACGGAGACCCCGGAGCCCUUCGACUCAGUCGCGCUGUUUCCAGCCAGCGUCAACAGUCGUCCCGGCCCUGAGUUCGUCUGUGGCGAAGGGGUUCUCCAGCUUGCGCUAUCAGGCAAGUAUGAUAUCAUAGACAGUUCUUCUCCGCGUGAUGAAAUCUGCCUUUCCAGCGAUCUUCGUUCCGGUACUGCAUCUGAAUUGGAC
Molecule: messenger RNA, 1511 nt
Organism: Uranotaenia lowii
Lineage: Eukaryota; Metazoa; Arthropoda; Insecta; Diptera; Culicidae
Exons: 2
Coding region: 239-688 (149 amino acids)
Source: RefSeq, a predicted model, not a curated record